Orycteropus afer afer is the source of this 444-nucleotide messenger RNA. The record is from RefSeq and is a predicted model, not a curated record. Lineage: Eukaryota; Metazoa; Chordata; Mammalia; Tubulidentata; Orycteropodidae.
AUGCCGCGAGGCCACGCCCCGGCGUCGGCCACGCCCCAGGCUCGCCACAGGGCCUCACCCCCGUCAGCCCCGCCGGGCCGCGAGGCCACGCCCCGGCCUCGAGGCCGCGCUCCCAGCAGCCUGUGUCGGGCGGCCGCGCCCGGCUCUACAGCGAGGCCACGCCCUGCCAGCCUCUGCCCCGCCACAGGGCCACGCUGCGCCGAAAGGCCACGCCCCAUCCUCGAGGCCGCGCCCCCAGCAGCCAAUCUUAGGAGGCCGCGCCCGGCUCUACCGCGAGGCCACGCCUCCAGCAGCCGUGGCCGCGCCGCGAGGCCACGCCCCAGCCACGCGGCCGCCCAGGAAAGUGAACUGCCCGCGCCCCGGGCCGAGCUUCCGCCGCCUGCCGCCCCUUCCUUCCCCCAGGCAAAGCAGGACUUCUUAGAGGGUAUCCAAAGAGGGGUCGCU